Molecule: messenger RNA, 5893 nt
Organism: Frieseomelitta varia
Lineage: Eukaryota; Metazoa; Arthropoda; Insecta; Hymenoptera; Apidae
Exons: 9
Coding region: 711-5210 (1499 amino acids)
Biological process (GO): protein linear polyubiquitination; proteasome-mediated ubiquitin-dependent protein catabolic process
Cellular component (GO): LUBAC complex
Molecular function (GO): ubiquitin binding; ubiquitin-protein transferase activity
Source: RefSeq, a predicted model, not a curated record
GGCUAGCGCUGGCGAUUGAAAGACGCGCGCGUACGUACGGCCGUAUUUCUCUGUUUUGAUUUCGGACAGCGGGCGCGCAGACAGCAAGAGUGGACUUGAAAAUAACCGACGGGCAGGAGAAGGCCCGUCUAUUAAUAGUGAAGUGUGAGAGCAUCUUUGUCGUGCGUGUUCGGCAGCGUCGCCGAACGGUUUCGCAGCGAAAUUCGUCAGUCGAUUUACCGUUCCGCGAUACAUUCCUCGCACGUACACGCCGUGGAAACGCGUAACUCGAUCGGAACACGAUGUUCCGCGCAAGUUUCCGCCCGUAGCCGGCAACCGUUUCGUUGUCUGUUGAAUUUCCCUUUUGCCUCGCGUCGCCGAGGACAGACUAAAAACAACGAGAAACUAGAGAGGCAUCAGAGGAUGGAUAGAGAGCUCGGGGACAGAUUGGAUUAAGACCCCUCGAGAGAAAACGGGAUUGCGGAUUCUAACGUGAAAUCGAGAGCCGUGUAUCGUGUGUGUAUGUAUGUAUGUAUGUAUGCGUGUGUGUGUGUGUGCCAGAAGACGCGAUUCUUCGACUCGAGUUGCACGAGUUUCCCUUUAUCUAUAGAGACGAACUGGAAGGAAGUUAAAACCACAUUCGAGUGAAUCUAAAUAAAGAACUAUCCGCAGAGCCGCGGAUGAGCAGUGGGGCGGAGCUGGCUGCGAGAGGAAAUAUGCGGUGAGUAAGAAUGGUACAGCGAGCCGCAUGCAGCAUCGAGGCGAGCACAUUCUCCAAUGGCGUGCGGAUCAGCGACCGGGAAGGAAGAACGUCGGACGUUGUCCCGACGGAGGCGUCCUUCUUAGGCCAGGAGCCGCGCAACGUUCACGACGCGGGACGUGGCAACGCGAGAUUCUCCCUGUUUAAGUGGUUCAAACGGUCCGGUAAUCGAGAGUCCACCGCGGAGAAGAGGCGAAAGACCACCGGAGACAAAUACCGAGAAGAGAAUGAGAACGGCCGGCAACGGAGCGUCUCGUCGAGCGCCGAGAGCGUAGACACGUUUUACAGUACGACCACCGUUCGCAGUUUCGCCUUUCACGCUGGCACCUUGAGCGAAUGCAAUGGAUUAUCGUUGGACAUAAUAGAGCAAGCGGCCGAAGUUGGCCCGUUCGCGGCUGGAGCUUCGAAGGUUACAAAGAUUGGCAACAAAGAGAACGAUCUGGCGGAUGUUGCUUGCACGCUACCUGCGAACGCUCACUCUCACAGAAGGGACAUUACUGCGAGAUACUCGCUGCAACCGUCGACUACCUUCAACUCUUGUGGAAAUUUACCGCUUCCCGAUCGGCAGCUGUUGGAAUCGCUAAAGAGGUUGGACGAACGGAAAGCUCAUUACAGCGUGAACUCCGCCCGCAGGAGGGUACACGUGAAAGGGAAACGACGAGCGCCGAAUCCACCAGUCGCUUCGAUCAAAGCAACGGAGGUAGAUGCACGGGAAACGACGCCGAGGAACAGCAGCAGGCGAAAGCGACGCGCGCCGAAACCACCGGAGAAGAUCGUCGAUGGUAGUAAUUCGUUUGAGAAAACGUGCGAGGAACAGAUUACAGAUGGCGGAAUGGAUGUGGAAACGCGAGCAGACACCAACGAGGACGUGCAAACUCUGAGCAACGACACGCUGGUCCUUCAAGGGGGCGUUCUGCUGCCGAAAAGGGAAUUGAAACGAGUGACGAAGGAGAAGAACGCGAGGGAUACGAGCACUGGCUCGUCGGACAUUGCCGUUCUUCACGAGACGAACCAGACUGUGCCGCCUGGCAUUGGAACUCUGAGCACAGCCAUGCCACGACCUUGGUACAAACGGAGCGUCUUCGAACAUUCUCGAGAUUCCGGAACGUCGAGGAGGGGCGAUGUCCUCCGAGGCCCAACAAGCUCGACGAUCGAAUUAAAAGAAGAAUGCGCUGCUACGAACACGUCCUCUUCCACGGGCUACUCCGUGGAUGCGUCUUUGUCUAGGCUGAGCUUCUUUCACCGCGGCGGUCAAGCGGAGGACAGAAAGCGGGAAGCAAAACGAAGAUCCGGCCUGUCGAUCCUGACGAACAUCAGCGAGCUUGACAAAGAAGCCGCGGCGAUCGUUCAAGAGGAACAGGCACGAGCGAGAGCCUCGAUGCUGUUGAAAUCGUCGAAAUUCGUGGACGCUUUCGAGAAAAGGAACGAGAUGAACGAGGAGCUUGUUCAAGACAUCGUCACGUCGGCGAUGGAAAGUUCGUCGCCCAGGCGUGGCACGCGGGCUCUGAUUUCCAAGUUCAACGCCAUCAGCAACAUCACCAAGGUCACGGUGAACGCCAAUUUCUUCGCGAAGAACGCAACGAGAGAUCCGCAGCCGGUGAAAUUUGAACGAGACGUGGUGAGGAACGCGAAGGCUUUCGAGUACGCCAACGAUUGGAAGGACCAUUCGAGAUCUUCCACUCAAUCCACCAGCGGACAGGCCAGUCACAUUGACAAGGAUAUAUCCAAGUACUUCCCACCGCAACAGAAGGUAGCUAGAAAUCGAUCGGAAACCCGAUCGGAGAUGGGUGCAAAAGUUUCGGGUGCAAAGGCUAGUUCGGCCAAGGAGCAGAACGAUCGGCUGGCGAAUGAAACUUCCAACAGAAUAUCGUUCUUGCAGAGCCAACUGGCUGCGAAUCGAAUGAACGAUCAGGCGGCUCGGAGGGAUAGCGCUGUGGCUGUAAUACAGGAGAAAAUUCGAUGCAGACAGGAGAUCUCCGACGAAAGGAAGGAGAAGGAGAGAAAAGCGAGUAACGAGGAUCAACGGAGAUCCUUGUUUACUCGUGGCUCUGUGGAAACUAAGGAACAGGCAGCAUCGAACAUCUUUGAGGAACCAAAGAAGCUGGACAAGCGACGUAUCGAUGGUGUUCAAAAAGAAUUCUCGGAUAUAUUCGACGAGAUCGACAAGCAACUACGUAUGAAAGAUUUGAAAUUUAUUGAUCGCAGGACAACCGGCGCGAACGCUACAGACAAUAAUCAGAGAAAUAAAGUUCUCGAGGAGGAGGAAGUCGGAAUAUCAAGUAAGGUAACUAAAGUGCUCGAUAUCCUGGUGGAAGCGGAGAAAGACGCUAAGACAAAGAGCGGCGCGCUGUCAGAAAAAUCGAUACCCGCCGAGGAUGCCUCUCGCCCGGCCGAUCAGAACGUGAAAACGAAAUCGGCUAAGACCAGGUCGCCGUUAUUGAACACCAUCGAGGAUCCAAUUACAACGGAUUUAAAGGAGAUGUUGAAGGAAAUGAAACACUCGUUACCAAAGCGUUCGAAGCCCGGGAAGAUUGUGACACGUAACACCGACGUGACUGAGAAACCGGCUUUGGAGAAAGAGGCAGCGGCUGCCCCUAGCAAGACUACGUAUUUCGUUUCCGCUGUAACGAAGGUCGGGAAUAUAGCGUUACAAAACGAUUACGAGCUGGACAAACAGAAGGUGUCGUGUUCUGUGCAAACCAGUGGAAAUAUACGACGAUUAAAUCAGCCAUCUACAUCUGUAGAACAACCGUCCACCUCCGGAUGGAAGCAAGAAAAUAUCCUCUAUAAAACGUCCGGGAAGAGCGUAGGUGGUUCUGGACUGGUGAAAAAUACGUUUCAGCUGAUAAGACCGCGGGAUUUCGCCGAGAUCGAGGCGACAAAAACGACGAGAACAUCCGCGCUCAACGAAAACACUUACGCCAAUGUGAUCGAGCAAUCGAUCUACGCGAAUGCGCGUGUUCCACCCUCGCCCAAACAACUUACUAGUUCCUCGCGAAAUAGCGUUACGAAAAUUGAUAGUACCGAUAAAGUGUCGAGAACACGACCGACAGUUGAACAGAAAUUCACUAUGAAAGAAGACACGUUCGAGAGUAGCGAAGAAGAUGACAAUUCAGCGGAAAAGAAUAUGAACACACUGGCCAUAAACCGAUUACUGAGAAAGUUAGAGGCGGCAAUUGCAUCUGGUUACCAUCAACAAGCAGCUGGUUUGGCGAAGGAGCUAGCCCGGCUUAAGAUCCAUUGUUCCGUGAUUCGACAACGAUCAGCCCGUCUCAAAGAUCAGUUGAUUAAAGUCAAUAUGUACAUUGAAGACAAACUUGCUCACCAGGGACCGAUACCUCUUCAGUUGCCGAGCGGAAUGACGGUGGCCGAGUUGAAAGCAAAGAUACACACAGAAUUCGAGAUACCGAUGAACGUGCAGCGAUGGAUUAUUGGCAAAAAUUUAGCGAAUCGCGAUGAGGCGACUCUGAAUGAAUUACAGGCUGUCAAUGGUUCACCGGUAUUUUUAUAUCUCGUAGCUCCAGAAUUAAGACUUGAAAAUGCGAUGCAUGUAGGAAAAGCUAGUAGUGCAGGUGAGAAAGUGUCAAAUAUGAUGAACGACGGUGUGAACGAUGAUGCGUCUACGGAAGUUGUGCAGAUUGUAGAAGAAGAUCAGGAAGAAGUCGAAGAACCUCAGGAGAUAGAAGAGAGUACGACAGUGGAAGUAAAGAUGGACAGGUACGAGGAAUUAAUUUCUUUAGAAAACUGCGACGUUAUACCGAACUCCGAACCGAUCGAAUGUCCCGUAUGCUUCGUUACAUACGGCCCUCGCGAAGGAGUGAUUUUAAGGGAUUGCUUACAUAUGUUUUGCAGAUCGUGUAUUGCCAAUACAAUUCGAUACUGCGAAGAAGCCGAAGUGAAAUGUCCUUACAGAGACUCGCAGUAUACCUGUGAAUCUACUCUCCAAGAACGUGAAAUAAAAGCACUCGUCGAACCUGAAGUCUAUCAGCAACAUUUAGCGAAAUCGAUCGCUCAAGCGGAAAAUAAUGCUGGAAAUAACGCGUUCCACUGUAAAACUCCAGACUGCCCUGGUUGGUGCAUCUACGACGACGAUGUGAACAAUUUUCUUUGCCCUGUAUGCAAUGCAAACAAUUGUCUUACUUGUCAGGCCAUUCACGCUGGAAAAAAUUGCAAGCAGUACCAACAAGAACUAAGAUUAUCGAAAGAAACGGAUCAAGAAUCGCGAAGAACUGCGGAGAUGCUCGAGGAAAUGGUGGACAGGGGUGAGGCACUCGCGUGUCCCACCUGUGCAGUUGUCUUAAUGAAAAAAUGGGGUUGCGAUUGGUUACGCUGUUCAAUGUGCAAAACUGAAAUAUGCUGGGUAACGAGAGGCCCGCGUUGGGGCCCAGGAGGAAAGGGGGACACAUCCGGAGGCUGUAGAUGCGGAGAAAAUGGAGUCAAGUGUCAUCCCCGUUGCAAUUACUGUCACUGAGAACCGUCAGAAGAUACAAUUACUGCAACGACGUACGAACAACGGCGCAUACAAUGCAACAAAGAGAAAGCAGUGCAUCAUGAGCCAAAAUAUUUUUACACCAUUAUCACGGUUCUGAUGUAUCGGAGCAAACCACUAGUCAAUGCGUCUAAUGGCUCGAUAUGUAUUUAUUAACGAGUUUAAUAACCGAUAAAGCUGAUACUGAUAAGUUACAUACGUAUACGUCACAUAGGCUGUUUGCUCAACGAUUAACCUUAUCGCGGAACCGUCCUUUAUGGAAUUGGAAGUAUUUAAAAAAUAAUAAAGAGGCAAAUACCUCAGUUUCCAACGAUCGUUCAUAUUUUUUAAUGUAGGGAACACGGGGAGAAUAAAUAUUACUUUACUCAAAGCUUCGUGCGCAUGAACAUAUAAUAAAUUAUAUGUAGAUACAGGUAGUUUUACAAUUAUACAGGCACUGAUUGUUUAUUUCUUAUCGUCAGAGAUUGUUUCAUUUGUACCGAUCUGUUUUAGCCGUGACACCAACAUCGUCUGAUGAUGUGUGAGUUGUUGAUUCAGGUUAAGGCCUCCCGCAUUCUGCAAUACUUGAACCAAACCCAACUGUACUGACACCAUAUCCAUUUGUCCGUAUUUCAGAAAAUCACUGGAAUUCAAGACCAAUCCUUCCAACACUCCACCUACAAAAA